Molecule: messenger RNA, 2747 nt
Organism: Spea bombifrons (plains spadefoot toad)
Lineage: Eukaryota; Metazoa; Chordata; Amphibia; Anura; Pelobatidae
Gene: RBM47
Product: RNA binding motif protein 47
Exons: 6
Coding region: 170-2029 (619 amino acids)
Cellular component (GO): nucleus
Molecular function (GO): mRNA binding
Source: RefSeq, a predicted model, not a curated record
GUCUCUUUCCUGCCAACCAAUGAGGACGCGUUCGAGUAACACAGACCCUGCGACCGAGUGACUUCUCUAGCACAGGUGUCUUAUGCUACCAACCUAUCGCGAGGCUGGGAAGGUACGGCAAACCUAAUGCUGUCUAAGAUUAAACCAAGUACUGUAUGACUUUGGAAUAAUGACAGCAGAAGAUUCGAAUGCUAGGAUGAGCAACGAUUCACCCAACUUGUCCUCGUCCAAGAUGCCAGAGGGAGUUUCUGGAGCGCCCAACGAGCCUGCACUUCUUGCGCUUAUGGAACGUACUGGUUAUACCAUGGUCCAAGAAAAUGGCCAAAGAAAAUAUGGUGGUCCACCACCAGGAUGGGAAGGACUUCAUCCUCCCCGCGGCUGUGAGGUAUUUGUAGGCAAAAUACCUCGUGAUGUCUAUGAAGAUGAGCUGGUCCCCGUGUUUGAAAAUGCUGGCAGAAUCUAUGAAAUGCGACUAAUGAUGGACUUUGAUGGAAAGAACCGUGGUUAUGCAUUUGUUAUGUACACGCUCAAGAGUGAAGCCAAGAGGGCCGUUAGAGAACUCAACAACUAUGAGAUUAGACCUGGGAGACUUCUGGGGGUUUGCUGCAGUGUUGAUAACUGUAGGCUCUUUAUUGGUGGGAUUCCAAAGAUGAAGAAAAGAGAAGAGAUUCUGGAAGAAAUCUCUAAAGUGACAGAAGGAGUGUUAGAUGUCAUUGUCUACGCCAGUGCCGCUGAUAAGAUGAAAAAUCGAGGCUUUGCCUUUGUCGAGUAUGAAAGCCACAGAGCAGCUGCAAUGGCUAGAAGAAAACUGAUGCCAGGAAGAAUCCAGCUGUGGGGCCACCAAAUCGCAGUUGACUGGGCAGAGCCAGAGAUUGAUGUUGAUGAAGAUGUGAUGGAGACCGUAAAAAUUCUAUAUGUCAGAAACCUAAUGAUCGAAACUUCAGAGGAUACAAUUAAAACGAUCUUUGGACAGUUCAAUCCAGGGUGUGUUGAGCGGGUUAAAAAAAUCCGUGAUUAUGCAUUUGUGCAUUUCACCACCCGGGAAGAUGCUGUUCAGGCCAUGAGGAAUCUCAAUGGGAUUGAGGUGGAAGGAUCUUCUAUUGAAGUCACUUUGGCCAAGCCAGUAGAUAAGGAACAGUAUACGCGUUACCAGAAAGCUGCUAAAGGAGGUGCUCCUGCCACUGCCACUGCCACAGAAGUCACUCAACCAAACUAUGUUUACUCUUGUGAUCCUUAUACAUUAGCCUAUUAUGGAUAUCCCUACAAUGCCCUGAUCGGUCCUAAUAGGGAUUACUUUGUCAAAGCAAUGACACAAAUUCAAACUGUGACUAAGCCUUUAUUACCCACCAACAUGCCCUCUGACGACAGUAGAUCAAAUGGCACAAAACCUGAUAGAUCAGGCAGCAUAAGAGGCAGAGGGCGAGGUGCAGCUGGAAACAGAGCCCCGGGUCCCAGGGGUACCUACCUGGGGGGAUAUUCGGCAGGCCGUGGCAUAUAUAGCAGAUAUCAUGAAGGGAAGGGUAAACAGCAAGAAAAAGGCUUUGAACUUGUACCCAACCUGGAAUUAUCAGCAGUCAACUCAGUUGCUCUUAAACACGGUACAGUGGCAAUCCCUACCAUUGGAACCCAGUACUCCAUGUUCCAGGCUGCAUCAGCUGCAAAGCUCAUCGAAGAGGGAAAAAUCCACGGGAUGGAGCACAUGAUUAACCCUCUAGCCGUCCAAGCCGAUCCAGUGAGCGCUGCUGCAGCAGCUGCAGCGGCCGUCAUGCCGUCUGUUUCCACCCCCCCACCAUUUCAGGGACGGCCAAUAACUCCUGUGUACACCAUGGCCCCGAACAUGCAAAGGAUUCCCACCACCGGGAUUUACGGCGCGAGCUACGUUCCCAUCGCAGCGCCUGCCACCGCUACCUUAGCUACACUACAGAAGAAUGCAGCGGCCGCCAUGUACGGAGGAUAUGCUGGAUAUAUACCUCAGGCCUUCCCUGCAGCCAUCCAGGUCCCGCUGCACGACAUCUAUCAAACAUACUAACUGUGGAGAGAAAAAAACAUGACAACGAAGGAACUCAAAUAUUUAUGAAGAAAAAAAAACCUAGAAAAUAUUCUUAAAAGAAUAUUUUACACAUGUGAAGAUUUUUUUUUAUCUUUCAUAUUUUUUCCAUAAACCUUUAAGGUGGUUUUUAAGGUUGAUACAUAUAUAUAUAUAUCUAUGUUCAUACAUUUCCAAUUUUUAUUUUUUUUCUUUGGCUCUUUGACCAUAUAGAGUUAGAUUAUGUGGUUUGGUUGUUUAGUAGUUUUUUUCCCACUAUAUUAGCAACAUUACUGGUAUGAAGGUGUGUUUUUUUAAUUUUAUAUAGCGUGUCCUGCACUCUAGAGAUUUAUAUACUGCAGCACAUAUUAGUGAAAAGUGCACAAACAGGCUUAGAACCGGUGUAAAGUACAGAGUAUAUGUCAUAUUUAAGAAAAAAGGUAGUAUGCUAAGUUUUUUUUUUUUGAAGGUACCUUAUUUAUAAAGUUAUACUGGAACUUCCUGGGGAUAACUAAAAACAAAUCUGCUGGGUUUCAAAAAAAGAACACUUUAUCCCUCAGCAAUGUGUACAGAUAAAGUCUAAAAUAUAUAUAUACAUAUCUAUAUAUGUAUGAAGCCUUACUACCAGUGCCAAGAGGUGAGCAAUAUUUUGAAAGGGCUUUUGCGUCGUCCUAUAUCACACAGCUCCAGUAUAGGUUAAGACCAGUGGGGUUGAUAUAGA